CUGGGUGCGCACCUGCAGCCUGGGCAGACUGCAGGAAUGGCGGGCUCCCGGCUGCUGCCCCUGGCGCUGGCUCUGCUGCUGCUCGCGAGACCCGGCGACUCCUCCGACAUCCUUGCGGACACAGAUGAGAGUGAAAUAGAAGAGCCAAUCCCUGUCCCCACCUCCCCAAAUCCAGAGACAACCUCUGUCCCCACCUCCUCAAGUCCAGAGACAACCUCUGUCCCCACCUCCUCAAGUCCAGAGACAACCUCUGUCCCCACCUCCUCAAGUCCAGAGACAACCUCUGUCUCCACCUCCUCAAGUCCAGAGACAACCCCUAAAUCUACCUCCACAAGUCUGGAAACCAGAUCACCUCCAGACUCCACAGCUCCAAACCGAGGCUCAGCCUCCCCAGAGCCAGAGACAGCCUCUCUCCCCACCUCUGGGUUCCCCAGUUCCGAGCCGACCACCACAUCCCAGUCCACGAAACAAGGGUUGCCCACUACGUCCAGCCCACGCCAGGAUGCAGACAGCCUCUGGACCCCCACAUCACACAGGAACCCGGGGGUGGUGAUUGCUGUGUGUCUGCUUGUGUCCGUCUUACUCAUUGGCUCUGUGUUCGUCGCUGUGAGACAUUGUAACCGAGAUGCUCCAGCUUUUCGUAAUCUGGAUACAGUCUCUAUGGGCAGCGUGAGCCAGGGGCUGCCAUUUGCUGACCGCCUACAGUCGUGACUCUCAGAGGACUAGAGAUGUGGUGGUGGUGGGGUGACACCUGGAAAGCGCAGUGUCUGGAAACAUUCCCCCAACUCACCCGCACCCCCACUAUCCUGACCUGGGGAUAAGUGGCAAGGAAGACAGCUGGAGCCCAGGAAUUUCAGGCCAGUUUGGCCCAAAGAUCUAGUACACAACUCAGAAAUGAAUCAAGGUGUGAUGGAGCAUACUUGUCGUCCCUGCACUUGGGAGGUAGAGACAGGAGGAUCGUGUGUUCAAGUCCACCCUGAGCUACAUACGGGGUUUGAGGUCAGCCUGAGCUACAUGAGACUCUAUCUUUAGAAAAAAAAAAUUAUGGGAGACUGGAGAGAUGGUUCAGUGGUUAAGAGCACUGUCUGCUUUUCAGGGGACCAGGGUUCUGUUUCCAGCACCCACAUGUAAGCAAUCCCUGUCUCAGGGCUCCCGUGGCCUCUUCUGUCCUCUGCAGCCUCCAGGCUCACAAGUUAUACACAGACAUACACGCAGGCAAACCACAUUAAAUAAUAAAACUAAAUAAACAUAAGCU
This is a messenger RNA of Mus pahari (shrew mouse), 1255 nucleotides long. RefSeq names its product integumentary mucin A.1-like. The coding region runs from base 37 to 711 and encodes 224 amino acids. The transcript has 4 exons. NCBI's taxonomy places the organism in Eukaryota, Metazoa, Chordata, Mammalia, Rodentia, Muridae. The record is from RefSeq and is a predicted model, not a curated record.